Tetrahymena thermophila SB210 is the source of this 1950-nucleotide messenger RNA. Its product is annotated as phosphatidylinositol-3,4,5-trisphosphate 3-phosphatase. The transcript has 8 exons. Gene Ontology annotation, molecular function: protein tyrosine phosphatase activity; phosphatidylinositol-3,4,5-trisphosphate 3-phosphatase activity. Lineage: Eukaryota; Ciliophora; Oligohymenophorea; Hymenostomatida; Tetrahymenidae. The record is from RefSeq and is a predicted model, not a curated record. Gene Ontology annotation, biological process: protein dephosphorylation. Gene Ontology annotation, cellular component: cytosol.
AUGAAUUUCUUAAGAGAAAUCGUUUCUGGUCCUAAAAAUAGGAUGAAGGAGGAUGGUUAUAAUUUAGAUUUGACCUAUGUCUGUCCAAGAGUUAUUGCCAUGAGUUAUCCAGCCUCCGGAGUGGAGAGCGUUUACAGGAAUCCUAUUGACAAAGUGACUAAAUUUAUCAAGUCCAAGCACUAAAACAACUUUUUAGUUUUCAACUUAAGUGGUAGAAUGUACAACUACGCUAAAUUUGAAGACUAGGUAUUAGAUUUCUAGUGGGAAGAUCAUCAUUCACCGCCAAUACACACUCUCUUUUUAAUAUGCUAAAAAAUGCAAAUGUUUUUAAAAGCAAAAAAAGAAAACGUUUGCAUUAUUCAUUGCUUAGCAGGCAAAGGCAGAACAGGAACAAUUAUAUGUUGUUUUCUAAUUUAUAGCGGUAUAAUUGAUACAACUGAAGAUGCAUUAAACUAUUACUCCAAAAAAAGAUUUAUUUAAGAAGGCUUUGGUGUCAAUCAGCCUUGCUAGAUUAGAUAUUUAGAUUACUUUCAUGAAAUACUUAAAAAUAGAGAAACCAGCCCAAUUUAUCCCAAAUUAGUUUAUAUAAAAAAAAUAGUCUUUUAUGGAAGGCCUAACUUUAAUACAUAAAAAGGAUGUAGACCAUAUUUUGAUAUUGUUUAUGUUAGAACAAAAUAGCUUAUUUUUUCGACCAAAAAAACUUAUUAAGAAGCACCAAAAUUUUUAGAAGGUGAUAGUUAUGAAUUUGAAUUUGAGUAAUAAGUAGCGUUGUGUGGAGAUCUUCUUAUAAGAAUUAAACAUAAUGGAUACUAUAAAAAUCAAAAAAUUGCUAGAAUAUCACUCAAUACAAGCUUUGUUCCUGAUGAAAACGUCAAGGUAUUGAGAUUUAAACUUGAAGAAUUAUCUCCAAGCAAUUUAUUAAAAGAUUCCAGAUUUCCAAAAACAUUUACUAUUGAAAUUCAUUUUGGACAAUUCUGCAACUGCACUAGAUUUACUUCAUUUAAAGACAAAUGUAAGAUAUGCAGUCCUUAAAUAUAAAAAGAAAAGGAGUACUGGGAAAUAAUGCAUCGAAUUUUAAAAAAUUAUUAUCCCCUUGAUAAAUAAGAAUAAAGAAAUUUACUCUUUGGGAAUCCAAAUUCUGAUGAUAUUUAACAAGUAUUGCAAAAUAAAUCAGUAGAAAAAUAAUACUAAAAUAAUACUUUCAAGUUUGAUACUCAAUAAGAUAAGUUUAUUUAAGAGAGUGAUGUUUAAAAGAAAGAAAAUGGCAAAAUGAACUCUGAUAUAGAAGAAGUGAAAGAAAAUUGCUCUCCUACUAAACAGCUUGACAAAAACUUCUAAUUUGACUAAUGUAAUAACAACGGUGAAGAUGAAAUAGUUUCGCCUAUAAAGAUAAGAAAAAGGUCAGAUGUGAGACAUAAUUUUUAUUCAGAAGACUAAGCCUUAUCAAGUAAAAAGAUUUAGAAGAAUUAAAUAAGAAUCAAUACAUCAUAGAGUGCAACUAAUAAUAAAGAAAAUGUAAAUACUUAAAGCAACACUAAAUUAUUAAAUGGAUCGCAAGGAUAAAUGUAAAUCAAUUAAUAGGUUGCUAACUAAAAUGAAUUAGAGAUCGAUAAUUAGCAAGACAACAACGAAGAUAAUGAUGACUAUGAUAACGAUGAAAUUAAUGACAUUCCUGAAGGACCUCCAUCUCCUUUAAGCCCUAAAAAUUCUUAUGCAAAUAAAAAUGAAAAUGAUACAGAUAUUGAUUCGCCCUAUGAAGACUCUCAUCCUAAUAUCCCUAAAAACUCUUAAAACUUCAGCUAAUUUUCAAAGGGAUAUAAGCAAACUUCCAAUUUAUUGCUGUUCGAUAAAGAUUCAUUUGAUGACUUACACAAUGACUCAGAUGAUCCUGCCCCUCAAAAGCCAUUCUAAGGUGAUAAAAUUUUUGUAAAUAAUAUGAAGCAUUAAUGA